AUGAAGGUUCUUCUGGUGUUUUGCCUUUUUACAGUGAGCACAGUGAUUAGUAAACCGUUGGAUCCAUUCGAGUCUGAUGAUUUCAUACCUCAAGCUGGUGAUGAUCAAUCGAACUUUCAACGUGCUUGGCUGUUAGAAAACUCCGGCUACGAUCAUCUACCAGGUUUACUAGCAGAUGGGGAAAUAAAUGAUGCCUUUGCUUUGCAUUAUCCUGAUCCGGAUAAUUCAAACCAAGAAGCUCCGGCUGGAGCGGAAAUUGAAGAUACCGCUGAUUCCAGUGCUGACGAAGACUCGGUAGAUCAGCAAUUUGGUAAUCAAGAAGAUUUCGUUGAUCCUGAAAAUGAUUCUCAGGCUGACCAGGAAGACAUCUUGCAGCAGCAAUCUGAAAGCCAGGCCGAAGUAGAUAAUCCGGAUGAAAUUCCACAAAGUAACUCUGCUCAGGAAGAAGACAUCCUACAAUCAGAUGAUGAUGAAACGGAUUCAAAUAGUUUGGAAAAUAAUGAAGCUCAACAAGAUGUCAAUGAUCAGGGUGCUUCCGAAAACUUCCUCGGUGUGCAAUCUGAUGAACAAAUCAAUUCUGACAGUUUGGAAAGUGAUGAAAAUCAGCAAAUUAUAGGUCAGCCGUCUGACGAGCAAUCUGAUUCCAACAGUAUUGAAAGUUAUGAAAUUCAACAAGAUAGUAGUGACAGUGAAGAAGAUUCAAUUGAUGAACAGCCUGAUGAUCAAGAAAAUUCCGAAAAUGUUGAAAGUGAUGAAGCUCAACAAAUUAUAACUAAUCAGGAAGGAGAGCUACGGGAAGAAGAUGUAGAACAUAUUUUGAAAGAAGCAUUGGAUGCCCUAGCUGAUUCCAAUAGUUCGGCAAGUGAUGAAGAUGAAGAUUCAGAAGAUAUUAGUGACAAUGAUGAGCAUGAUGCACAGGAACAACAAGUUGACCAAGUUGACCAGGACGGUGACUCCGAUAACGAUUCAUCGAAUCAGUUAGCCGACCAAAUCCAUUCGAAUGAAAUCGAUGAUUCAAAUCAAGGUCCUUUCCGCAAACCGAAAGCUCAUCCACCAUCAUAUUCCAUUGGAUUUCGUUGGUUUCAAUUUUCAAUCGUGAAGAAUCCUUCAAAAGCUUAUUUGUAA
This is a messenger RNA of Sabethes cyaneus, 1125 nucleotides long. Its product is annotated as protein starmaker-like. NCBI's taxonomy places the organism in Eukaryota, Metazoa, Arthropoda, Insecta, Diptera, Culicidae. The record is from RefSeq and is a predicted model, not a curated record. The transcript is spliced from 2 exons. The coding region runs from base 1 to 1125 and encodes 374 amino acids.